GUUCCGCGCGCAUCUGCGUGUAGUGUGUGCGUGCAGACUCAUCGGUGCUGUGGCGAGCGAGCGCAUGUGGACGACAUUAAAGAUUCCCAAAUUCGCAUUUUCAGGUACUGACAACUAAACUCACAAAAGAGGAAGAAUAAUUUAAAGGAGCAGUUUUGCCAUUUCAAAAUUCCAUGGCAGGAACAAUUGAUCAGGCCAAAAUGAAGUUUUCGAGAAUAGUAAACAGUCGCUCGUAUACCCGGUUCAAUCAAUCUCAGAAUCCUGAUGAAGAGAGCAGCCGUGUGGAGGUGAAGCUUUCUGUAGAUGGUGAGGAGGAAAUGGAUGGAACAGAACAAGGACCCGUGCAACAUGACACGUACACAAGAUCCAGUCAUUCUAGGCCAUGGAACAGGUGGAGGAUUCUGGUUUGGGUGGGUGGAGUGCUGGUCAUCUUUUGUGUAGGUUUACUCAUCGGAUACUCUAUCCACCGUAAGUCUGACUUGGCUCCCUGCUCUUCGACAGUUCCACCUAUUCAAGAAGUUCCGCUGAAUUAUUCACCUUCUUUGGAUUGGAGUAGCCUUGUUAGACUUCUGAAUGAUAAACUGUCAUCUAAAGCCAUUGAAGAGAAAUUAAGCGAGUUUUCCCAGAGUGACCGUAAAGCAGGAUCAUUUGUAGAUAACAAGUUAGCUGAUAAUAUCCAUGAUAUUUUCACGCAACUGAAUAUGGACCCAUGGGUUGAUGAACACUUUGUGAAGCUACAGUAUCCUGACAAGUCCAAACCAAACAAAGUGUUAUUUGGGUCAGAGGAUAUCGGAAGUCCAGAUGGGUUCCUGGCUUACAGUGAAACAGGACGUAAAGAGGGCAGAGUGGUGUACGCCAACUAUGGUCAGCUUUCUGACUUGGAGACUGUGCAGAAUGAAACAUACAGACUGAGUCUAAAUGGAUCUGUUGUACUGAUGAGAGCUGGAAAAAUCAGCAUGGCACAGAAGGUUAUGAAUGCAGCUAAAAUGGGUGCCAUAGCAGCUCUGAUCUACCCAGACCAAGCUGACUAUAAAACAAUAUCUGGGGAAACUGAUCUCUAUGGUCAUGUCCACCUGGGAUCAGGUGAUCCUUACACCCCAGGAUUCCCAUCUUUUAAUCACACACAGUUUCCUCCUGCCAAGUCCUCUGGUCUUCCAGGAAUACUCGCCCAAACCAUCACUGCUAACAUGGCACGAGCAAUCUUUGCAAAAAUGGGAGGAGAUAAUGCCCCUGAUAGAUUUAAGGGUGAAUUCCACAGUUACAAGUUGGGAAGAGAGAGUGACAGCGUAACCGUAGUAGUCAAUAAUAAUCUUGCCGACACCAAGAUCCAUAAUGUGUUUGGAGUCAUCAAAGGAUACAUGGACCCUGAUCGUUAUGUUGUGAUUGGAGCGCAGAGGGACUCCUUGAGCUUGGGAUAUGCCAAGUCUACAGUUGGCACUACUCUUCUGCUGGAGCUUGCGAGUGCUUUCACAGAGUUGAAGAAAGAUGGUUUCAGACCCAAAAGAAGCAUUGUGUUUGCCAGCUGGACUGCAGGGGAUUUUGGUAACAUCGGAGUGACUGAAUGGCUUGAGGGAUACUGGGCAUCACUGGACAGAAAAGCCUUUACUUACAUCAGUUUGGAUGGUGUUGUUACUGGUGCGGGUUCCUUUAGAGCUUCUGCUAGUCCUUUGUUGCACACCCUUCUGCAGAAGACCCUGGGAAAGGUCAAAAGCCCUGGGUCAAAUUCAGGCCUUCUACAGAGUUAUGGUGGUGUUCUUUCACCACUUCUGAAAACCAUGCAGAUGGAUGAUAGUGCAUAUCCUUUUCUGGCCAUGUCUGGAAUCCCAUCCGUGUCUUUCAGUUUUGUCUCUCCUCCGGCCUCUGCUAAAGAGUAUUUUGGAACAAAUCUGGAUGAUCAAGCUCACCUAGACAGCGUCACCAAUCAGAAAGUGGUUGAGUUGUCGGUGCUUGCUGCUCAGGUUGCUGGGCAAAUGGCCCUCCGGCUCGUCCAUGACCAGAUCCUCAGACUAGAUGUUACCAAGUAUUCUGAUGACAUCACAAACCGUGUGAGCGCCAUCAUCCAGCAUGUUGACGCUCUCAAAAAUAACAAGGUCAAUAAAACUGAGUCUUUGUCAACGAAGUGGUUGAAUGCUGCAAAGAGCUCCUACAGUCGUGCUGCAGCAUCCCUAAAUACUGACAUAGGGAAUACCGACCUGAAUGAUAUGGAGAUGUGUCGCAUAAUCAAUAACCGCAUAAUGAAGGUGGAGCAUAAUUUUCUCUCUCCUUACGUCUCUUUGAGAGAUGUCCCGUUCCGCCACAUUUUCCUUGGUAAUGGGUGGCAAACCGCCACAGACCUGGAAAUGUACUUGGGUGAUGUACAUGAAAAUAAGACAAGCUUCGACAUAGACCAGGUCUUAAACAAGUUCGCUCUACUCACCUGGACCAUCCAGGGCUGUGCCAAUGACCUGGCUGGAGAUAUCUGGUCCUUGGACAACGAGAUAUAGCGUUUUUCACUGUUGCAUCAACCAACUUGAAAAUGUUUCUAGAUACACAAAUAUAAUCCUGUCACUAUGAAGUAGAUCUGAAUUUAUUUGAGAUUUUGACAAAGCAUAUCUUCAAAGUUUCUGAUAUGACAGCUUUAAAUUAAACUGUGUAAGUGCUUUAAUCAUAUUAAGAACUAUAGUAGAUAUAGAUAUACUAAUAUAGAUAUAUUUCUUAUUACUAUAUAUAUUAUUAUUAUUAUUGCUGGACUAGGGAUAAAUAAUACAAUAUUUAACCAAUAAAAAAUCAGAGCACAAGGUCAUCAAAUUUGUGCCUCUGGAAAUUGUUUUAAGGUGCAUGUUAGGUUCAAUUUAUAAUUUCUGGUUUCGUCUUGAAGAUGUUUUUUUCAUCCAUGACAUUAUCAAUUUGCACAUGUGCGUACUGAAUAAAUCUUGUCCUCGGCUGCUACUUGGGAAUUUUAGUCCCUUAACCCAUUGUGUAAAACCCCAACUCAGCCUCUGUGACCAAAUGAGGACCAUAAUAUAUUUAUUUCUUAUUUAUUUAUCAGUGACAGUGUUCACUAUAAAAGUGUCUUCUUUUUUUUGUAAUUAUCGGAAGCAGUGACUUCCAUAAUUGUGACGGUUAUACUGUCAGUUCUUAAAAGCAGCAUCUGCUAAAAGAAAUACAUGUUACCAACAGCUUUCAUUAGAAAUGUCUCUUGUUACAGGUGCUCGAGGAAGUAAGCUCUAAAGCACCUGUUUUCAUGUUACGGAGCAGUUCCACUUCUUUUUGAAGUAAAGCCCUAAAUUGGCAAAAUUGAAACCAGAACGUCAAACGCCACAGCCCAUACUGUGGAGUGGAGAUUUUGAAUGAUGGUUUUACAGAUCUCCUUGUAUUAAAGUAUCUUUUUUGUUCUUGUUGAUCUGAAACCAUGUAAAAAA
Messenger RNA from Sinocyclocheilus anshuiensis, 3401 nucleotides. It is a transcript of the gene tfr1b, whose product is annotated as transferrin receptor 1b. The coding region runs from base 174 to 2483 and encodes 769 amino acids. Gene Ontology annotation, cellular component: external side of plasma membrane. Gene Ontology annotation, biological process: transferrin transport; intracellular iron ion homeostasis. The transcript is spliced from 18 exons. The record is from RefSeq and is a predicted model, not a curated record. NCBI's taxonomy places the organism in Eukaryota, Metazoa, Chordata, Actinopteri, Cypriniformes, Cyprinidae. Gene Ontology annotation, molecular function: transferrin receptor activity.